CGCCCCGGAGCCGCCAUGUAUCAGAGCCUGGCGCUGGCCCCCAACCCCGGGCAAUCGGCGUAUUCGCACGACUCCGGCAGCUUCCUGCACUCCUCGGCCAGCCCGCCCGUGUACGUGCCCAGCCCGCGCGUGCUGCAGCCGCUGCCCUACCUGCAGGGCUGCCGCGACGGCGCCUACCAGAGCCCGCUGCUGCUGGGCAGCGCCGGCCGGGACCAGUACGGCGGCGCCCUGGUGCGCUCCGUCGGCGGGACCUACUCCGGCGCCUACCCGGCCUACGUGAGCCCGGACAUGCCUCCGGCCUGGCCCGCGGGGCCCUUCGAGAGCAGCGUCCUGCAGAGCCUGCAGAGCAGGCAGGGCCUGCCCGGCCGCAGAGCCGCCUUCGGCUGGAAGAGGCUUUCAUCAUCUAGACGUGCUGGUCUUUGUUGCACUAACUGUCACACAACCAACACCACCCUCUGGAGACGCAACGCAGAAGGAGAACCCGUCUGCAACGCCUGUGGAUUAUACAUGAAGCUCCAUGGGGUACCACGACCUCUGGCAAUGAAAAAGGAAAGCAUCCAGACGAGGAAAAGGAAGCCUAAAAACAUUAGCAAAGGCAAAACUUCAACAGGGUCAACAACUUCAGCCACUAACUCCCCUUCCUCCAUUACAAACUCAGACAGCACCGUCACUUUAAAAACCGAGCCCAGUGUGACAUCGCAGUUCCCGGGACAAACGAUCGUCUCGGUUUCCCAGGCUCAAAGCCAAUCAGACGAUACACUGGCCGGCGGCCACUCCGAGUUCAAAUUUGAGCCUGAGGAUUACACCUUCGCUUCUGCCAUGACUCCGCAAUCAGGACUCAGCGUCCCCCUCCGUCAGGACUCUUGGUGUGCACUGGCAUUGGCGUAGAAACUGGGCUUCCCACGAAACACUCUGGACCAACGUUUCUCACUACUGGAUUGCAGGUCGAAGGACUGGCUGCCUUGGAGCUUUGGGACUGGACGGUUUCCAAGUAGUCAGUCUGAUUCUGUAUUGAAAGACAGAUUUCUCUCGGAUGGGGUGUGUGAGAACAAUGACUGAACGUGGCCAGGUUCGUUCUCCUUGACCGACCAGUUCUGUGGUACUUGCUUCCCUAAAAGCUUUUAUUCUGCAGAAGUGAAUGGGAGACCCUUCCCCAAAGCAGGACGGAUGGGGGCAUCUGUUUUCUCGAGGAAACUUUCUACCUUCCUGAGAUGAAACCAAAAAAUAAAUGCAUCCCAGAAUCUAUGUUUAUUCAUGAUGAUUUCUCCCUCUUCUGACUCCUCUGUGUGCAAUUUAUUCCACUUUCCAAUAAAGACUGCAAUAACAUGGCACCAAGUAACUUAAUAUUAUUAAAAUGUAAACUGUGUGGCCUUUCUUAUGGUUUAUUGGCCAUGGCAGAAAGGGGGGGAGCGGGGAACCUGUUGUUCUAAACAUUUACUGUUUUAUAUUAAAAACAAUCAUCUCUAUAGAGCAUUAGCUUCUGAAGCAUUUAUCCUAUCCACACGACCCCGAUGAGUCAGCCAUGAAAUAAACACGCCGUUCUUCCAGUUCUGUCUCCAAAGAAAGAGCUAUUUUAAACCAGAAAUGGUAAAAAAAA
Messenger RNA from Gavialis gangeticus (Gharial), 1597 nucleotides. RefSeq names its product GATA binding protein 5 (gene GATA5). Gene Ontology annotation, cellular component: nucleus. Gene Ontology annotation, biological process: cell fate commitment; positive regulation of transcription by RNA polymerase II; negative regulation of transcription by RNA polymerase II. The record is from RefSeq and is a predicted model, not a curated record. Bases 16 to 888 code for a protein of 290 amino acids. Lineage: Eukaryota; Metazoa; Chordata; Crocodylia; Gavialidae. The transcript has 8 exons. Gene Ontology annotation, molecular function: zinc ion binding; DNA-binding transcription factor activity, RNA polymerase II-specific; RNA polymerase II cis-regulatory region sequence-specific DNA binding.